GAGGUUGAGGCAGGAGGAUCACCUAUGUGGGAGGGUGGGCCAAAGAUUCUGCCCUGUGUGUGUGACUGAGCAUGUGUGGAUGGAUGUGUGAAUUGAGACUUACAAGGACCCCUAUAUGGGGCUCAGCACACACGUGCUGCAGCUCUGCAGAUGGGUAGCUCUGCAGGGUGCUGGCUGUUUCCCAGGCUUGGCCCAGCAUCAGGGCUGGGAGAGGGCCCAGCCAGUAAACUCAUGUGGUCACCCUGCAGAUUUUCAAGCACAUCCUGCAGCGGGAGUUCUCAGGGCCAUGCCAGGCCCUUUCCCGAAAGUUUACCGAGUGGUGUUAUGGACCUGUCCGGGUAUCACUAUAUGACCUGGCCUCUGUGGACAGCUGGGAGGAGAACUCAGUGCUGGAGAUCAUCGCCUUUCACUGCAAGAGCCCACACCGACAUCGAAUGGUAGUUUUGGAGCCACUGAACAAACUGCUGCAGGCGAAAUGGGAUCAGUUUAUCUCCAAGUUCUUCUUCAACUUCCUGUGUUAUCUGAUCUACAUGCUCAUUUUCACUGCUGUUGCCUACCACCAGCCAGCCCUGGACCAGGCCUUCUCAUGGCUGGAUUCAUCACCCGGAAUGUGGCUUCUGCUGGGCCACAUCUUCAUCCUUCUUGGGGGGAUCUACCUCCUCCUUGUCCAGCUGUGGUGCUUCUGGCGGCGCCGCCUGUUCAUCUGGAUCUCAUUCAUGGACAGCUACUUUGAAAUCCUCUUCCUGGCCCAGGCCCUGCUCACAGUGCUAUCCCAGGUCUUGCGUUUCUCGUCCAUUGAGUGGUACCUGCCCCUGCUUGUGUCCUCACUGGUGCUGGGCUGGCUGAACCUGCUUUACUACACACGAGGCUUCCAGUACACGGGCAUCUACAGUGUCAUGAUCCAGAAGGUUAUCCUGUGGGACCUGCUCCGCUUCCUGCUGGUCUACUUAGUCUUCCUUUUUGGCUUCGCUAUUGCCCUGGUGAGCCUGAGCCGGGAGUCCCGGGGCCCCAAAGUCCCUGCAAGCGUCAAUGCCACAGAGGUUGCUCAGGCUGGGAUAGGACAGGAGGACGAGGUGGCCCCGUACAGGACCAUCCUAGAUGCCUCAUUGGAGCUCUUCAAAUUCACCAUCGGCAUGGGCGAGCUGGCCUUCCAGGACCAGCUGCGCUUCCGCGGGGUGGUGUUGUUGCUGCUGCUGGCCUACGUUAUGCUCACCUACGUCCUGCUGCUCAACAUGCUUAUCGCCCUCAUGAGUGAGACAGUCAACAGUGUUGCCACCGACAGCUGGAGCAUUUGGAAGCUACAGGUGCCAGAGCAAGCCUUCCCUCCCCUCCUCUACCCUCCUCUGUGUUCUCGGUCUGCUGAGGCAUUCUCAGGACUCUACUGAGCUCAGCACACCCCAGGUCUCGGGGCUGGGCCCCGUGUCAGGUAAACUCAGCUCAGGAGAACCCCUCAGACUCCUCAAUCUAUUCCUUCUUUCAUAGGGAGGUUGUGAAAAUUGGAUGUGCUCCUGGGUGUAAUCUGCCUACACAGUGACUAUCACAUAAUAGGUGUGCACUGUGUUAGUUAUUUUUAUCAUUAGCAUCACUAAUGUC
Messenger RNA from Heterocephalus glaber (naked mole-rat), 1593 nucleotides. Lineage: Eukaryota; Metazoa; Chordata; Mammalia; Rodentia; Bathyergidae. The record is from RefSeq and is a predicted model, not a curated record.